AUGCCAUUAAAACAACGAAGAAUUGUGGAAGAUGCUGAUAAUACAUGGAACCAGCAGCUCAUGGCUGCCUGUCUGACAGGGAAUCUUGAGCAAGCUCAGCGUGUUGUAGAUCACGGUGCUGAUCCUAUCCGUGCUCGAGAGUUGACACCGUUCAGCUUUGGUUGUAAAUUGAGCCCCCUGGUGGCGGUAACUUUAUCGUUAGUGCAAAAUAUUGGUGCCGAUAACAAGCCCCUUGCCGUUGAUGACGUCAAAAAUCGACUAAAUAUAGUGCAGUACUUGAUGGAAAAAGGUGCGACCCUAAAUGAUUUGAUUGAGUUGCCAUACUCUACGCCCGCUUUAUUCUGUGAGCUCGGCAGGGAUAACAGCUGGAGCCGGGAUCACAAAAAAGCAGAUACGGAGCAUACGCAGCAGCAACAGCAGCGGUCGCACGGCAUCUUUAGCGCUGGAGCCGAUCGCAAAAAAAGCCUGCGGUUGGUUGGCAUGGAUACGAGGGACACCCCUAAUACGCCGCAAGGGCUGUCUUUUACUCAAUCCAGAAAGUACGGCACAGUACUGCAUUACUUGGUAUCCCUUAAGGAUCACGUCAGUCUGUUUCGUUUACUCCAUUUCACAGGUGCUGUACCGAUGGCAUUAUCGCUCGCAGGUAGUGAUAGCGACCUGAAAUCUGCCUCUUCAUCGGAGGCAACGGCGCCCGCCAAAAUGUGCCCAGUUUUUCCGUUCAGCCUCCUCACGGCGCUACAGCAGGAACUUGAGGCAGGACACACUCUUGAUAACGAAGAGGACUAUAUUAGGCCGCAAACACAAAGCAAGUCCUCAAAUAGCCCCCAACUUUCCCCACCCUCUCGCCCGAGCAGUAGUAGUGGUCGCUCUUUUCGACAACCCCUCUCAAAAGUUCUGAGUAUGUCUUCCACGAUGAUGCGCACACACACAUCACGUUUACAAGUAGAAAAUGAUGGAACGGUGUGGAAUCCGUUCUUGAUGCUACUGCCUCAUCCCGUAUUUCCUACCCUAGCCUCUCAUUUUGCAAGUGUGGAUAUAAAGCGAACCCAGACCGAUGAAGGGGACAGUAGAACCCUGCGAUCAACCGCAUUUCUCGAUUUUUCGGUUAAGACGACCGCUGAUAACCCCUUCAAUGGGAUACCUGAGACGACGAGGUCGGGUAAAAAAAACCGUACUUUAAAUCCUGCUCACGAGGCUCCACCGUCAGCCCAGACGACGACGACGCACGACGACAGUUCCUUCAUUCCAAGGACGGCAUUGGAGCUCGCGUCUGCCCAGUGUGAUACCAUGGCUACGCGGCUGCUCUCCUUCUACAGUGUGGGCGAGACCAGCACCGCAGAUUCGAGCGCGGCCACGCCAGAGUCUGAUCCUGCGCGGACGAUCUUAGUGAAUGGGUUUCAAAGCGAAUUGGCGCGGGCUUGUUCUACUGGGGAUCUCGCACAUGUGGAGGCGCUGCUCGAUGCUGGGGGGGCCGACGGGGCGACUCUCACACAGCUAUCCGAGGAUGGCCUCUACACCCUCAUCCACUACUCCGUUGCUCACCGACCGGUGCUGGAUUACCUCGUCCGACGUCGCGGUUUGAAGAUCGAUAUCGAAAACGCAUUCGGCGAGUCGGCUCUCGUGUCGCUUAUUCGCUACGGCACCGGGCGUAAUUCCCUCAACGCGAUUAAGGAUUCCCCAUGUUCAUAUGACGUUGCAAAACUAGCGUCCCUGCCCCCCUGUGCAGUUAGAAACUAUAUUCUCGCGCCAUUUACGCUUGGAUCAAACGUAUCUCAGCAACCUCGACUCUCUACAAUGUCAGUGGCCAUGACUAACACACGAGGUGCCACCCAUUCGACAGCUGGAGCUCGGCAAGGACGAAGCAAUACACCAGCGGCUGUUCCAUUCUCAGGAAAUGCAGUGUCGCAUCGUGGUGAUAACCUGCGCAGCAUCGUGGCUUCCAGUAACGUCGUUCACGUAAUCAACUCGGAGGAGAUGGUGCGAAUGUGGAGUUUCACGGACCGGCCGACCGCCGAGCUAAUCCAGAAUCUUGUGGACUACGGGGCCAAUAUUCAUGGGCACAUUCCCGAGGUGGAGUACCCGCUUCGUUACGUUGCCUACGCGGUUGAGAUGGAGGAACAAGGCCGACAAAGUGCUAGUACCGCGUCAGCAGCAAAUACAAACGGCUUGUCCCUAUCAAAGGAACGGGAUGGGGCUGCUGGCGGCUCCUCACGGCAAUCACAGCGCAAUGCUGCCAAGGCGAGUGGCAAUGGGGGAGGUAACGCUACCUUGUUUUCAGGCAAGGUGGCCAAAAAUUCACCCCGUUCUGGGUCACGAGCUUUGUCGCCGGCUGCAGGAUCGCACGGUUCCCAUAGGAGCCGAGCACCUGCUGGUACCCCGGGUGCGGACGUCAACUUACACCCACGAUCCUCUUUGUCCGAGGAUGUUGCACGACAUGCCAUGAACUUCCAUCAGCAACUGAGUACCUUUGAAGAGGAAGGUGGAAGUGGGGGGGGUUCGAGGGAUAUUACCAGCGGGUUGACGUCUGACAUCCCCUCGUGGUCUCCUACAGGGAAUUUACAAGCUCAAACUCCGAGAGACAGCGAUAGCACCGCAUCGUUGGUGGCUGCACGGAUCCCUUUACGUGCCACACCACUCAUGCACGCCAUUUUCAACUACCAUCCAGAGCUGAUCCGUAAGUUUGUCGUCGAGUACAGGGUGGACCUCAUGCGAAGGGACUCACAAGGCGCCUCGGCCUUACAUUAUGCGGCAGCUUGGUGCCCACCUGGGGAAACCAGUGUGUUGGAAUUAUUUCUCUCUCCGCUUGUCAACAACAUCCAAUCUUCGAACAGCGGGGUCCCGAUAGACGUGAAUGCGGUUGAUAUGGCCGGGCGGACCCCCCUUUACUACGCCACCGCGGCGGGAAACGUCACGACGAUGAAGUGGCUGCUUCAGCUGGGGUCCGCCGUGCGCGCGGGGAGGCCUGACAAGAACGGCCUCACACCGCUCCACGUGGCGGUUCGGAAAAACCAUCCCAGGGCGGUUGCCGUGCUCGUGCGGCACUCCGCGAAGAUCUUGGAGGUGCUCUCGGAGCCCGCGUUGUUGCCCGGGGCGUUUGGCGGGAAGGGUCGCAACGAGGGCGGCAUGUUUCGUUCGCGGCGGCGGCCUUCGUUCUCGCAGCGGCAUCUACCGCUGGGGGCCUCCCCGUCAAGCCCGGGGCUCUCCUUUUUAGGGGGAGGGCACUCUAAAGGGGGCAGCGCGGGCUCCUCGGCGUCGCUCCCAGUGCUCAACCGCCCACCGAGCGUUUCCCAGUUGCGCAGUCUGCACGCCGCCGCGGUCCCUCCUUUCGAGACGCAUGCCUGCGUGAAUGUCGAGGCCAUCGACGACAUUGAAUCCGCAACGGCGAUGGAGAUGGCGGUUAAACACGAAUGCCACCCCGAUAUCGUCCGUGUGCUGCUUUACGAGGCCGGCGCCUCGCUUGGUCGGCCGAGCGGGCUGCCCACCGGUGGUUCGCUUUUGCACCUGGCGGUGGCGCAGAACAAGCCGAUUUACGUCCAGCUCAUGCUCGAUUGCUACGCUGAUCCUGAUGAGCUAGACGAUGAGCAGUGCACUCCGCUUUUCCGUGCACUACUUUCCCUGAAGGAUGCCAAUUUUGAGGAGCCGCCGCAGAUGCUGGUUGAGCCGACGAUGGGUGAACCCUGCACUGGGAAGGAAGGCGCUGCGUCGGGGUCUUUAUCGAAGUUUGAAACAACUUUGGAGAUAAUUUCCUUGUUGCUCAAGAACGGUGCGCAACCUGGCAUGCAGAGUUUUAUUACGCUUCAGACUCAAUUUCACAUUGCCGCGCAGCUUGGCCUCCCACCCAGGGUUUUUAAACUUUUAUUUGGCGAUUACGACAAGGAUUAUAACAGUCGCGCAAAUGGAAUUUAUUUGAACUCAACGACAAGCCUUCGGAGGCAAGCGAGUGAUUUGGCCUCGAUGGAAUGGAAAAAUUUGAGCUCAGAGGCCCUACCUAACACCUAUUCUGCUGAUACUAAUGUCGCGGGCAGCGAUACCGCGUCUACAAAUGCGGCGUCAACACGUCGGCUGCAGCGCUUUGGAAGACAGUAUCAUCAGCAAGACAAGUUUCAUGAUGGUGUCGAUAGGUUUUUCUCAUUCGUUUCCGAUUCCCAUGGCGUCAACGCGAGUGGUGGAGAUGACAUCGUGAUGCCAGCUGACCAUAGUAUGGCACGCCUAGCGUCGACCGGUAAGGGUCCUAAGAUUUCGUACUCACCAGAUGCAUCUCUUAUCGUGAACGAUGCCCUGUUGAUAACGGAUGCGCAGCUCCGCACGCCCCUGCAUUACCUGUGUGCGCAUGCCGACCGAGCUCGACAGCUUUCUGUGCUGCCAACCUUGCUUCGCAUUUUGGCUCUACCGUCCUCUGAUGCUGGUUCGAGUGGCGCCGGAAAGUACGAUUUAAGGAAUAACAAUGGGGGGUGUAGGGUCUUUGACCGAGAGCUUGCCCAGGCCAUGUGCCGUGUGAGCGAUUGUGAAGGCCGGCGACCACUACAUGCGGCUUGUCGGGCACAUUUUGUCGAAGCGGUCCAUGCGUUGCUUGAGGUGGAUCCGGAAUCCGUUUUCGUGGUCGAUGCACACGGCAACACCCCCCUUCACGACUGUGUCUCUGGAAACUGCUAUGGGUACCUCGAUCCGUGCAUCAUGCAGUCUUCUCGUGAUCCAAGUGGAGGUCGGGAGGAGGGUGGGGGCGAAUGGGGGACCGGAGAUACCCGUGCCGCGAUCGAGGCGGUGAUCGAGGCAGUAGCGCGUACAGUUCGUUCUUGCAUACCUCACCCAUUAGAGGGAUUCCCAACUCCUCCGCUCUCAUCUUUCCCAGAAGCUCUCGAAGGAAGGAACCAAGGAGGGUGGAAUCGCCGUGAGGCUACCAUAACUUCCCAGGUUAAGCAAUUCUUAGAACAAUCACCCUUCUUUAAUUAUGGCCCUUCACGGUACAUGCCCCCAGGAUCAUUGGCCAACAAAGGUGCGGCCAACAAAGGCGCCGAUCUUGAGUAUCGACGGAGUAAUUGCGUCCUAAUCUCAGAUUGGGUGGCGUACCUGAAUCUGGUGGAUGAGCAGGGCCGCUCUGCUCUACUCCUGGCAGGAGAGAGGGGCGAUACCGUGGCGGCUUCUGCGCUUCUGCGAGUGAGCACAAAGGGGUAA
Messenger RNA from Phytomonas sp. EM1, 5172 nucleotides. The record is from the annotation of a GenBank genome assembly. NCBI's taxonomy places the organism in Eukaryota, Euglenozoa, Kinetoplastea, Trypanosomatida, Trypanosomatidae.